This is a messenger RNA of Dermatophagoides pteronyssinus (European house dust mite), 315 nucleotides long. Its product is annotated as 40S ribosomal protein S25-3-like. NCBI's taxonomy places the organism in Eukaryota, Metazoa, Arthropoda, Arachnida, Sarcoptiformes, Pyroglyphidae. The record is from RefSeq and is a predicted model, not a curated record.
AUGGCCAUUAAAGAAAAAAAAACUAAGGCUCAAAUCGCUGCAGCCGCUGCUGCUGGUUCUCGUAACAAAAAGAAGAAAUGGGCUAAAGCGAGGCGUCAGGAAAAAAUCAAGAAAACCGUUUACUUCGAACCAGCUUCCUACAGUUCAUUCAAGAGUGAAGUACCAAAAAUGCGAGUGAUUACUCCAUACAUUCUCAGCGAGAAAUUCAAACUCAAUUUAUCUAUAGUUCGUUCAGCUCUUAAAGAACUCGAACAGGACGGCGCUAUUAAACGUGUUAGUGGAACCGUCGGGUCACUAAUUUACACUCGCGUCUAA